AUGUCGACCACCAAACGCUCACACACGCUCUCCGCCGCCGCUCACACAAACAGAAAGAGAGGAGAAGCUUUUAGAAUAGAGACGGCGUCGGUGGAGGAGGUCUGUGAGAAGUCGUGGCAGUUAGAGCACCGAAACGGCGUGGAGGUAGAAAAGAUGACUGGAUAGACAGCGUUAGACGGGAUGGAGAAGCGAGAGAAGCUAUAGGAAUAGAGACAGAGAGUGCUAGAGAGAGCGGCUUAGGGAGGUUAGACCAACAGACGACGAGAGAUAGAGCGUGCAGAGAAGCGCGACGGGCUUUGUACGACGACGACAGCGAGCGACCGGCCCAGCCGUCCGCCGUAGCGAAAUGGAUGGAAAAAGGGGUUGUGCUGAGGAGGCAGCGUCAGACGGCCAGACGCCCGCCGACGUCUCCGUCUCUGACCGCCGCGGACGCAUCGAUUUUGGCUCGAGGCACGCGUCGCGCACGCCCAACCGAAUGCUAUUUUUGCAUACAACUCUGUUUUUUUUUUUCUUCCUCCUUUUUCCUUUUUUUGGCUCGGUUCCAAGGGCCAAUGGGCAGGAGAAUCGGAGAUGAGAAAAGAGGAAACGAAGGAAGAAUGACAAUUACAAAGAAGUUGAAUCAGGAAAAGGCCACGAAGCCGUUCCCAGUGUUAUAUUAAGGGCUGGAAAGACGUUUGCGCUUUCAAGCAUACUCCAUAAAAGGAAAGGUCGAGGGUUCGAGUCCAACGUCGAAGUUUUGCAGUUGUCGACGGUCGAGCAGCGGAUUCUGCAACUGAAAUUAAUGGAAAAUGAACUUUAA
Messenger RNA from Caenorhabditis auriculariae, 799 nucleotides. The record is from the annotation of a GenBank genome assembly. NCBI's taxonomy places the organism in Eukaryota, Metazoa, Nematoda, Chromadorea, Rhabditida, Rhabditidae.